Messenger RNA from Esox lucius (northern pike), 3187 nucleotides. It is a transcript of the gene slc34a2a, whose product is annotated as solute carrier family 34 member 2a. Gene Ontology annotation, cellular component: brush border; apical plasma membrane; vesicle. Gene Ontology annotation, biological process: sodium-dependent phosphate transport; intracellular phosphate ion homeostasis. The transcript is spliced from 14 exons. Bases 341 to 2461 code for a protein of 706 amino acids. NCBI's taxonomy places the organism in Eukaryota, Metazoa, Chordata, Actinopteri, Esociformes, Esocidae. Gene Ontology annotation, molecular function: sodium:phosphate symporter activity. The record is from RefSeq and is a predicted model, not a curated record.
CUGUCUAUAUCAGUAGAUAGGAAAAACCUUAGCCUUGGUGUAUGACACCCCCCCCAUCAGUCACACCCCUAAAUGUGACUAUAAAACAGAGAACUGACACCUGCUACAGAGACAGAUAACCCACCUCAGCACAGGGAGGCCAGGUGAAGGCAGAACUCUGGACCAAAGGUGAGGUGUCGAUUAACCUUGAACCGGUUGUCAGAUGUCCUCCAACCGGACAAGCAGGCGUUCUGAUGACGUCUACCUGUAGCCAGGACGGCGGUACACUACAUCCGAGUUCAGCCGAGGUUGGUUCGCCUCGGAAAAGGUCCGAGGUGUGAUUCCACCACACCCAUAUCGCAUGCACAGGGACCUCAUCGCCCCAGCAACAGAUAAGGCGGCCAAUCGAGUCGGAGGAUCUCACCGGGAAGAUCUGACCUCAUCAGCAGCACGUGUCCACGCCGGGCGUUAUAUCCCGGUUACAGCCAGGUCCCUGUUGGGAGAGGGACUGACUGUCGUGUUCCUGAGACCACUGAGCUCUCCGUAUCCAGCUGGGAUCGCUGGGUUUCCGAGGCCACAGACCCGUAGCACCUGCCCCCGUCUAAGAGAACUGAAGUGCUGUGAGAUGGAAGAGAAGCCUGUCUCCAUGGCGCCGGCCCAUUCCACUGUUGCCCUGGUAGACGCUGACCUGUGGGACUUACCAGAACUACAGGAUGCUGGGCCGACAUGGUCCGACCUGGACACCAAAGGGAAGGUGUGUAGGGUGCUGACAUCCAUUCUGAAAGGGUUUCUGCUACUGGGACUCCUCUAUCUGUUCGUCUGCUCUCUAGAUAUCCUCAGUUCGGCCUUCCAGCUGGUUGGAGGGAAGGCAGCGGGGGAAAUCUUCACAGAGGGGUCUGUUCUCUCAAACCCUCUGGCCGGUCUGGUCAUUGGAGUGCUGGUCACCCUGUUGGUGCAGAGCUCCUCCACCUCAUCCUCUAUCGUGGUCAGCAUGGUUUCCUCUGGACUGCUACAGGUCAAGAUGGCUGUGCCUGUCAUCAUGGGGACCAACAUCGGAACGUCUGUCACCAACACGCUAGUUGCCAUGACGCAAGCUGGCAACCGAAGCACGUUCCGCAGGGCAUUUGCCGGGGCCACCGUCCACGACUUCUUCAACUGGCUGUCGGUGCUGGUCCUGCUGCCCCUGGAGGUGGCAUCCGGAUACAUGUAUCACCUGACCAAGCUGAUCAUUGACUCCUUCCACAUCCAGAGCGGGGAUAACGCUCCGGACCUCCUCAAUGUCAUCACCGACCCCCUCACGGAAUCCAUCGUCCAGCUGGACGGUGAUGUCAUCAGCGGUAUUGCCGACCCCGAAAACAGGAAUAAGAGUCUAAUAUUGAAAUGGUGCAAAACGUUCACCAACACGACCCUAAGGAACGAGACCGUUCCCAGUAAAGAGAACUGCACCUCCCCCAGCAUGUGCUGGUGUUUCCCCGAGUUCUGUUACACCCUGAAGAAUGUCUCCGAAACCUUCAACAUACAGAAAUGUAAACACCUGUUUGUGGACGUGAACCUGUCCGACCUGUCUGUGGGUCUGAUCCUGCUGGCGUUGUCUCUGCUGGCGCUCUGCACCUGCCUGAUCCUCAUCGUCAAGCUGCUCAACUCCAUGCUGAAGGGACAGGUGGCCGUCGUCAUCAAGAAGGUCAUCAACACAGAUUUCCGUUUCCCGUUUGGCUGGGUGACUGGGUACAUCGCCAUCCUGGUAGGAGCUGGAAUGACCUUUAUCGUCCAGAGUAGUUCCGUCUUCACCUCUGCUAUUACUCCUCUCGUCGGUAUUGGAGUGAUCAGCAUUGAAAGGGCGUACCCUCUGUCUCUGGGCUCCAACAUCGGCACAACAACCACGGCUAUACUGGCAGCCCUGGCAGCCCCUGGAGACACCCUGGCUGACUCCCUACAGAUCGCUCUGAUCCACUUCCUGUUCAACCUAUCCGGUAUCAUCCUGUGGUAUCCAAUCCCCUUCACCCGCAUUCCCAUCCGAUUGGCUAAGGCCCUGGGGAACAUCACCGCGGAGUACCGCUGGUUUGCCGGCGUCUACAUCGUCACCGCCUUCUUCGCUCUGCCCCUCUUUGUCUUCGGCUUGUCGAUGGCCGGCUGGGAGGUGCUGGUUGGCGUGGGAGUCCCCUUAGUGGUGGUGUUGAUCGCCGUCAUCAUGGUGAACAUUCUCCAGGCGCGUCGUCCCCGCUGGCUCCCUUUGGUGCUGCGCUCCUGGGACUUCCUGCCUCUGUGGGCCCACAGCUUUGAACCCUGGGACCGCUUGUUCGCCAUUGCUGCCGUGAAGUGCUGUUGCUGCUGCAAAUGCUGUCAGGCCAGAGGGGAGGAGGACGAGCGCCAGACCGAAGAUCGUGUGUUGGAGAUGUACGACAACCCGGCCAUGAGCAACGGUUCAGCCGUGGACAAGGACGACAGGGAAAGAGAGAGGGUUUCGAAAGCCACGCACCUUUGAUGAGUCUUAACGAUUUGGUCAUUAUGGUGUUUGGCCUGGUUAUUUUUCCUUAAUGUGGUUGUUAGGGGCGACAUAGGUGAAAAAUUAUUUGGUAUUCCAACAAUCUUCGUUGGCGGUUUGCAGAGUUUCCGUUCAUUUCCACUUGAUCUAGGAAUAUUCCAAAAAUUAUUUCUGGAAAACCUUCUGGAAUUUUCCAACCCUGGUGCCAUAUGAUGAAAUAAGUUAUUAAUUACAAAGUGUAUAUACCAACCAUCCAACUGAUGAGAUAAAUGUUUAUCAUGUCUGUUUUUUUUCAAGAAAAUAACAUUUUAAUAUUAAUGUAUAUUUGUUGAGUAAUCAAACAUAUUUUUCUGAUGUAACACAUCGUUUUAUGAUGUCAUUGGACUAAAUUAUUUUGUAAAUACUGUAAUUAUUGUAUUCAAGGAAUAUGGAGCAGAUUAUUUUGUAAUUUAUUGUUUUGAAGAGUGUGAACAUCUGAGAGUGUGCUGUCGAUAAUGUAGGCAUGAUGAUUUUGACAUUCAGGUUCUAAAUAUAACUGAACAGAUUACAAACCAAUGAUCAUUGUGUUGACAAUUGUUUCAUAUUAAAAAUAAAUGAGUGGCUUUCUUGCUCUAUAAAAGUUUGUAAUACCGAAUAAGGUUAGCUGCAGGUUUCAACAGGUCUAAUCAUACCUGUCUACAAUGGCCUCCGGAAUUAUUGGAACCCAUUGUAAAGAUUAGAAAACAA